Messenger RNA from Adineta ricciae, 2832 nucleotides. NCBI's taxonomy places the organism in Eukaryota, Metazoa, Rotifera, Eurotatoria, Adinetida, Adinetidae. The record is from the annotation of a GenBank genome assembly.
AUGGAUUGUCGAACAUUAAUUGAGCGAUAUGGAAAUGAUCGCGAUGAAAUAGCUGUUACUCAGUUGAGUGAAUUAUUGAAAACAAAUCAAUUAAGUUUAGUUGAUUUCAUUGUCGAUAUUGGUGAUUAUCUUCAAAGUACAGAAUUGUCAAAACGAACGGUUGCAUUGGUAUUGAUUGGAAAUGUUUUGAAAUCUUUACCGAAUACGUUUCUACAAUCGCAUGAAAUUCAUCAUUUACUUAUAUUUAUUAUCGCGAAGAUGGCUGAUCAUCAUAUUCUGGCGCAACCAGCAGCUGAUUUAUUCUCUGUUCUAGCAAAACAAUCGGCUUUAACUGAUGACGAUUGUAUUAUGAUGAUUAAAUCCAUAUUUUCUUAUAUGUAUGUUCAAUCAUUUCCGCAAGCAAGCCGACACAAAGUAUUCGUAGUGUUAUUACAUUUCCUUUUCACUCGUUUGGAUGUUGUUCGACAACUGGGAAGUGAUUUUGUUUGUAACUUCAUUCAGUCAAUGGAUGGCGAACGUGAUCCAAGAAAUCUCGUUCUCUGCUUUCAAUGUUUGCAAUAUAUGACGAAAUAUUUAGAUAUUGAACCAUACAAGGAAGAGUUAUUCGAAGUCGUUGCUUGUUAUUUUCCAAUGGAAUACAAACCGAAAACGGCGAGCAAUGAAACAGAAGAAACAAUUACUCACGAGCAACUCGCUCUUGCAUUACGUAAUGUUUUGACAUCAAGUGGCAAAUUUGCUCAAUAUUGUAUUCCGAUGCUAAUCGAAAAACUCGAAUCCGACAUACCAAGUGCUCGCCUUGCGGCCAUGGAUGUAUUCAUCAAUUCGAUUGAAGAAUACGAUGCUCGCGACAUCUCUUCGCAUUUAGUACAGCUAUGGAAUUUGUUUAGUAAACAGGCUUUAUGUGCAGAAAAUCAAGAAACUGAAACGAAUGCGCUUCGAGCAAUAACAGCGUUGAUGCAAUUAGUAGGAAAAUCAGUUCAGAAUGAUGACACGGAAAUUUCGACAAAGAAACUGGUUAAUCGAGCUAUUCGAGAAUGCGAAAAUUACCUUAAAGAACUUGAUUUAAAACUUGUUUGGCCCGCCACAAAAGUUCUCCAAGCUGUUGCCCGCGCUAAUUCAACGUGUUCAUCAUUGAUAUGGUCAAGUGUGCUUCCUUUACUCACGAAACAAUUCGAAAGUUUAGAACAAGUUAACCAUAGACAAACAGUAUUGGAUAUGAUUAUCUAUUUUCUACAAUCAACAAGUCUUCGAACAGUAGUUAAACUACCUCCCGGUCUGGCUGAUGAACUUUGGAUACUUAUUUCAACGCAGUUCCAAUCUUUUCAAAGUCAUUGUCUUUCAUUAAUUCAUAGUCUUUUACAAUUGAAUACAACGCCCGGUCAAGUACUGGAGGAUGAUUUAACGAAGUUCAUUCUUCAAGGAAACAUUCCAGAUCAAUUAAGAAUAAAACUGUCAGCAGUUAUGAGAAUGUUAGCAUCAUCGGUGAUCUUCGAUCGAAUUUGCACGAACUUAUUAACGAAUCUAAUCAAUUCAUGGACAGUAACGAAAACGAAUCCAUCGAAUGAAGUCUUGGAAAGUUGUCUUGACUUAUGUCAUAAUUCGGAACGAUGUCAAGAACGUCUCGAACGUUUCUUUUUUCCAUCGCAACAAUUCAUUCAAUAUCUACCGAGUCUUUUCAAAUAUUUACCACCUUCGUACAUCUUGACUAAUUUGUUCUCACCUUUAUUUGAUUUACUGUUAUCCUCAAUUGAUAAUGACCAACACGCAAAGAUCUUCUGUGCAAAAUGCGGUGCUAUUGCCGAUGAAAGUUGUAAACCAUUCGUUGAGGAUCAAUAUCGAAAGAAUCUACUGGAUGAUUCACUGUGGCAAUCGGAGAAAUCGAUGAAUGUUCUGCUAAUGAUAUAUUUCAUCGGAAAUUUAAAACGAAAAACUUAUCAAAAUGAAUUAGAAAUGGUUUUUAAGCAAAUCCACGAGAAACUAACGGAGAAAAUAUUCAAUCAAAAGUUCGACGAAACCAAUACGAUUUACUGUUGCUUUCUUGCUAAUUUAAUCAACAAACUAUCAUCGAAUGAUGAAAUCAUGGAACAAGGUCAGACAAUAAUCAAACAAUGUGAAACGAUUCCUGAUCAACUACAUAUUCAUUUGUGGACAAUUGUAGUCAAAGCUUUCGUGUUAUCUCGGCCGUCGACUUUCGAACAAUAUAUUCCAAAAUUAAUGUCGUGGAUUAACGAGAGAAAUGGUAUCGGUGACAUUGCAUGUCAAUCCCUGAAGGUUUUAACGAAUUUCGAUGAACAAUCUCUAUUAUUAUCAUCCCAAGCUGAUUGUAUUGUUCAUCCUAUGGUUAAACAGAUCGUCUUUAUGAAUAUUAUUUCACAAAUGAAACCAUUUCUCAUGAAUAACGAUUUAUUACCGAAUCAAAUGAAUAUCUUGAUUGAUUUAUUAAACAACAUACCAAAAUCUAUUAUCCAAGAUGAAAUCAUACCAUUAUUGCCGAUCUUAGUUCGUGCAUUGACAUCAUCGAAUGAAUCAAUUUGGUCAGCAUCACUUCAGUCAAUAAGUGAUCUGAUCAAAUCCGAGCCUAACUCAAUUAUUGAUCAUAUUGACACACUUCUUCCACGUUUAACAACUCUAGCAACUUAUCAAAAAGACAUGACCAUCCGUAUCACAAGCUUGAAGUGUUUGAACUAUCUUACAGCGUUACCGAUACAUAAAAUUCAACCGUAUCGUCGUCAUAUAAUCCAUGUGCUGAGAAAAUGUGUUGAUGAUCAUAAACGACUUGUACGACGUCAAGCGAUUGAAACUCAAAUGUCCUGGUGCUUAUUGAAUGCGUAG